AUGAAUAAUUUAAUUAUACCACCUUCGAUUUCCAAAUGCCCUGUUGAUGGUAAUCAUAAUGUGGACGACAAAUUCAAGCUCUUCCACGAAAUUUCCAAUAAUAAAUCCUCGCAAAAACCUCCUUGUGAUCACUGUGAUGUAUCAAGAGAACGAGUAAAAACUCUCAAUGAAAGUGUUGGAAGAGUUGAAGCUCUAAUGAAUGCGCUAGCAAAAACUACGACCGGCGCUGAAUCGUUAAAUAAUUAUACAGCGGUGUAUUAUUCGGAGGAUAAACCCGACGAAGAAGAGAUGAAUAAAAAUAUUAGUAACGAGAAUAUCGGUAUAAUAAAUAAUCAAGAUCUUUCUAAGUGUAGUUUUGAAGAUUUGAAGAAUCUCGCUAGUCUUGCAUAUAGUAUUUUUUUCCCAAUUGCUAGCAAUUCUUUCCCUUCAGUAAGUAGUCCUUCAGUAAAGUAG
Molecule: messenger RNA, 453 nt
Organism: Ambispora gerdemannii
Lineage: Eukaryota; Fungi; Glomeromycota; Glomeromycetes; Archaeosporales; Ambisporaceae
Source: the annotation of a GenBank genome assembly